UGCGUCUUUCCGCGUUGCUGAGUAUAUAAUUGGGGGUCUUAUUUUUGGUUUGUUUUUUGACAGAAUAACUUUCCAUUAAUUAUAUUCGAUCAAAAAACGUUUACUUGAUUCAUAUAUCAAAUGGCUCUCAAAUUCCACUCGAAGGAAUUUGUUAUCCUCGUCGUGAUUUUAUACUGCGCAUUCGACGGUGUUCUUGGUAUAUGCAAUGUAACACAUUGCACUGACGAAAAAAAGUGUUUAAAAUCACGCUACAAGCAUAGCUGCAAUUGUGCGGUGGGCUACUAUGGAGACCUGUGUGACAAAGAUGUAACCAUCGAUGUCACGUGUGGCAAAGACCACAUUACUGUCAUGGUGAUUGAGGACUUUUUCAAGUACCACAACGUACCGGUAGAAUUUAUUCACCUAAAAAGUAAUAGGUCUUGCGGUGCCUAUAGGGACGUAUUAUCUGGGAUCCCAUACUACAUAGUGCGGAUAUCAAAGGAUCAGUACAUUCCCUGUGGAGGUAAGCCCCUAGAGAAAAAUGCCACUGACAUUGCAUACACUUUAACUCUCCAGUCGGACCCUCAAAUCAUUGGAAAUAUUUCCAGAAACCCAAGGAUACAUAUUGAGUACACAUGCAUUUACCCAUACAAGCGCAUUGUCAGUCUUCAGCACCCUGUCAACCCUUUCUCCAGUGAGGCGGUGAUCGAAAUGGACAUGUUGAAGGCCAGUGUAGUGAUUGCACUUUUCAAAAGUGAACACUACAGAGAGGAGUACCAAGGCGCACCUGUGAUCCACCUCCAGGACAUAGUGCACGUGGAGGUCAAGGUCAGAGAGCCUGAGAACUUCUUUGACCUGAGGGUGGAUGAGUGCUGGGCCUCACAAUCCCCUGAACCUGACAAGACCGAAGGCAUCAUUCACAUACUGGUGGUCAAUGGGUGCGGGAGUGAUGGCACUGUUAUUUUUCACACUGAGGAGACUGAUGUGAAUGGAAAGGGCUCUGCUACCAGGUACAGCUUUAAAAUGUUUCGCUUCGUCAACGAAUUCCAGGACAUAUACCUGCACUGCAAAGUGCACCUGUGCGCCCCGGACGAACACUGCACCCCUGAUUGCAAAACAAAAAGAAAGCGAGCAGCCGUCCGUGGAGACCCAGCUCAAGGUGUACUGUCAUAUGGCCCGAUCAAAAUAAACGUACCAGACACUCCUAAAUAUAGUCUGUGGAUAAUGACUGUUCCAGUGGCUGGCAUCUGGGUCCUGGGUUUCUUCCUCCUUGCCCUAGUCACCAUGGCCAAGGCAGGAAAUAGACGAUUGUCACGGCUGGCAAACCGCUGACGUCCAACAACUUGAAUAAAAAAUGGAGAACCAAA
Molecule: messenger RNA, 1346 nt
Organism: Esox lucius (northern pike)
Lineage: Eukaryota; Metazoa; Chordata; Actinopteri; Esociformes; Esocidae
Gene: zpd
Product: zona pellucida glycoprotein d
Exons: 9
Coding region: 121-1311 (396 amino acids)
Biological process (GO): neutrophil migration
Cellular component (GO): cell surface; apical plasma membrane
Source: RefSeq, a predicted model, not a curated record